This is a messenger RNA of Apis cerana (Asiatic honeybee), 1129 nucleotides long. It is a transcript of the gene e(r), whose product is annotated as enhancer of rudimentary. The record is from RefSeq and is a predicted model, not a curated record. Lineage: Eukaryota; Metazoa; Arthropoda; Insecta; Hymenoptera; Apidae.
AAGAAAAAUAGUUUAUUUCAAUUAUAUUAUUUUUAAAUAUAUAUGCGUAUUAAUUUUUUUAUUUUAAAAAUAUAAUUUGUUACUAAUAGUAUUAUUGAAUUUUAUUGAUUAUAAAGAAAAUUUAAUAUAAAUUUGAUGAAAUAAAAAUAAUUGUUUAUUUCUGUAUUUGUUACUAAAAUUUUUUUCUCUUAUUUUAAUCGAUAUAAAAAAAUUAAUAAAGCAUAAUAAUUUUGCUAAAUAAAUUGAAGUCUUUUUUUAUUAAAAUAACAAAUAGUUUUGUAAUUGAUAUUUUUAAUAUAAUAUAUUUAUCAUAAUUAAAUAUGUGACUAAUUACUAAAUAAUUAUAUUUAAUCAUAAUGAUAUCAAAACUUCAUUUUUUUUUAAAUUUUAUAUGUUUUAUUAAAUAAUAAUAAUUAUUAAUAGAUAAUAAUUUUUAAAUUUAUUAUUAAUUAUUUAUGAAUAUGUUAAAUAUAUGAAACUAAAUUGAACUACGGAAUACAUACGGAACGACGGAACAAUGUACUAUGCAGUACCUAUGUUCUAACUGAAUUGAGUGCAUUCAUCGAAAACUCUGGAGUCUAAAUUUUUAGGUUGUUUUUCGAAGAAGUUUCAACGUUUCAUUCUUUUAUUAUUGUAGACAAAGUAAUAAAAAUUGCAGAAGAAGUUGAAUUCCACUAAUUCGGUGAAUUGUUCUUAUUCUAAGAGCAAAAAUGUCUCAUACAAUAUUGCUUGUUCAACCAGGUAAUAGACCUGAAACAAGAACAUAUUCAGAUUAUGAAAGUGUUAAUGAAUGUAUGGAAGGUGUAUGUAAGAUUUAUGAAGAACAUUUGAAGAGGCGAAAUCCAAACACACCAACUAUAACAUAUGAUAUCAGUCAGUUAUUUGAUUUUGUUGAUCAACUUACAGAUUUAUCAUGUCUUGUUUAUCAAAAAUCUACAAAUACAUAUGCCCCAUAUAACAAAGAUUGGAUUAAAGAAAAAAUAUAUGUUUUAUUACGUCGAGCUGCAGGACAUGGCAAAUAAUUAAUAAAUAAAAAUAGAUAUAUGCUUUAUAAAAUAAAUUAUCUUUAAGUAAAAAUAUAUUACUGUUUGUAAUAAUAAAUAUAUAAUAAAUAUAUAAAGAAACUGUA